AUGGCCAGCCGCGAAGAAGCAGAAAUACAGGUUUCUGAGCUAGACUUGCUUGCCAGCAUGUUUCCUUACGAGGAGGAGUUUGCUGUGACUGACCAGCUGGCGGUGGCAGAACUGAAGCGCUAUGUUGAGAGUCAGUCUGCAGAGGUGCCCACUUCUAAAGUGCAGUUUGUGCUGAACGUAAAGGCUGAAGUCCUUGAUGCCUCCACGGUGCAGUUCUCUAUGUGCUGUGCUCUGCCAUUUAAAUAUCCAGCUGUUCUACCAGAAAUUACUGUGAGGUCAUCACUACUAAGCCGUGCUCAGCAGAUUCACCUGAACUCUGAUCUAAAAACAUACUUGCUGCAAAACUGCAGUGGUGAGCCUUGCAUGUUGAGUGCAAGGCAAUGGGUUAAAGAUCAUGCAGUUGCUUACAUUGACAGAGAGCUUUCAUCUUCCUCGGUGACAACAUCAGAUGCAAUGCAGGCAGAAGACAUCAUUUUCACUAGAUUAUGGAUUUACAGUCAUCAUAUCUACAACAAGCAAAAAAGAAAGAACAUUAUCGACUGGGCCAAGGAGCUCACUCUCUCAGGGUUUUGCAUGCCUGGGAAACCAGGUGUUGUUUGUGUAGAAGGUCUGCAGAACAGCUGUGAAGAGUUCUGGUCAAGAAUUAGAAGAUUAACAUGGAAGAGAAUUUUAAUUCGUCACAGAGAAGAUGUUUCUUUGAAAGGUGGAACAUGUGAUGAGAUUCAGAAACUAAGAAAAUUCUCCACUUUGGAAGAAAAGUGUUUUGACGCUCAUGGUUCCAGGGGAAAUCAUAUGGAUUUGGGGCAGCUGUAUCAUUUUUUAGAAGAAAAAGGAUGUGCUGAUAUUUUUCAAAUGUACUUUGGAGUUGAAGGACAUUAGAUUGCUACAGAUGCACCUGCCUAUGUGUAAAUUAAUCUUUAAAAGAGAUUCUAUAGUUUUUCUGCAACAGUU
This is a messenger RNA of Tinamus guttatus (white-throated tinamou), 951 nucleotides long. It is a transcript of the gene RWDD2B, whose product is annotated as RWD domain containing 2B. NCBI's taxonomy places the organism in Eukaryota, Metazoa, Chordata, Aves, Tinamiformes, Tinamidae. The record is from RefSeq and is a predicted model, not a curated record. Gene Ontology annotation, molecular function: protein binding.